UCCCGGCGCGCGCGGCCCGUCGGGAGCGGCUCCCGUGAUGCCCCGCGGCGUGCCUACUCCUUCGAUCGGCCGCCAGUAUGCCCAUGAAGGGUCGCUUCCCUAUCCGCCGCACGCUGCAGUACCUGGGCCAGGGCAAUGUGGUGUUCAAGGACUCGGUGAAGGUCAUGACUGUGAACUACAACACGUACGGGGAGCUGAGCGAGGGCGCCAGGAAGUUCGUGUUUUUCAACAUCCCCCAGAUCCAGUACAAGAACCCCUGGGUGCAGAUCAUGAUGUUCAAGAACAUGACCCCGUCUCCCUUCCUGCGCUUUUACCUGGAUUCUGGGGAGCAGGUCCUGGUGGACAUGGAGACCAAGGGCAAUGGGGAGAUUGUGGAGCACAUCCGCAGGAUCCUAGGGAAGAGCGAGGAGACGCUGCAGAGGGAGGAGCUGGAGAAGCAGCGGCUGUCCCACCCGGCCAACUUUGGCCCCCGGAGGUACUGCCUGCGGGAGUGUAUGUGUGAGGUGGAAGGCCAGGUGCCGUGCCCAGGCCUGGUGCCUUUGCCCAAGGAGAUGACAGGCAAGGGCAGGGCUGCCCUGAGAGCCAGUGCCCAGGACUGAGGUAUCAUGGAGAGAUGGCCUCUGUGCAUGAGGAUGAGGAUACUAUGUGCACAGACUGUGUGUGAGGACUCUGGAUACGAGAAUCCUGCGUUGAAGGAUCCAUGGGCUGCUGCAUGGACAGAUACUUGUGCCCUGUCAAUAAAGGCUUCGUGUGCAGCAUGGCUGGAUCUGAUCCCUCAAAUGGUCCUCAUGCUGGAGGGUCGAAGGGUUAGGGUAAGGCUGUGUCAUUUUCCGCCCAUGGCCCUCUCCUGGCUUCUUGAUUGACUGCUGCUGGGUCC
Molecule: messenger RNA, 877 nt
Organism: Fukomys damarensis (Damara mole-rat)
Lineage: Eukaryota; Metazoa; Chordata; Mammalia; Rodentia; Bathyergidae
Gene: Mrps25
Product: mitochondrial ribosomal protein S25
Exons: 4
Coding region: 78-599 (173 amino acids)
Cellular component (GO): mitochondrion
Molecular function (GO): structural constituent of ribosome
Source: RefSeq, a predicted model, not a curated record